AUGGCAUCCACUAGCUCCGUUCAGAUGCAACUUCCAAAGUUGAACGGAAAAAUUACAACAACCGUGGAGAACGGCUACACCGAAGUAGCUGAUGCUGAAGAAUUCAAUGCUUUGAGGAAAGAGGAGAAAGAAGCGUUGGUGGAAUCUCGAAAGAAAGAUCAGAAAGCAUUAUAUGCGAUCUUUCAAGCCGUGGAGGAGACGAUAUUUGAAAAAAUAUCGAGUGGUGAGACAGCGAAAGAAGCGUGGGAUAUAUUGCAAAAAUCCUACAAAGGUGAUGAUCGUGUCAGGCGGGUGCGGCUCCAAACACUUCGAGGAGAUUUUGAGUCUUUACACAUGAAUGACUCUGAAUCUAUCUCGGCUUACUUUGAUCGUGUACAAACCAUCGUUAACCAAUUGAGGGUUAAUGGUGAAGAGCUCCAAGAUGUACGAGUCGUAAAAAAAAUCUUGAGGUCUUUGACUGAAAGAUUUGACUACGUGGUUGCGGCGAUCGAAGAAGGCCAAGAUAUAUCAACCAUGACGUUGGAGAGGUUGAUGGGUUCAUUAUGUUCGCAUGAGCAAAGAAUGAACCAGAAGUCUAUCAGUUCGAAUUCGAGCAAGCACUGCAGUCGGGUCACUCAAUCAAAUCGAGGAGGUCAUCAUGGUGGCCGAGGUCGUGGAGGUCGUGGUGGUGCCCGAGGUAGAGGUGGAAAUCUGAAUUCCACUAAAAGAUAUCAAACACGUGACAAAUAA
Eucalyptus grandis is the source of this 729-nucleotide messenger RNA. RefSeq lists its product as uncharacterized. NCBI's taxonomy places the organism in Eukaryota, Viridiplantae, Streptophyta, Magnoliopsida, Myrtales, Myrtaceae. The transcript is spliced from 2 exons. The record is from RefSeq and is a predicted model, not a curated record. The coding region runs from base 1 to 729 and encodes 242 amino acids.